AUGAAAUUCCAAUACAAAGAAGAGCAUUCUUUUGAAAAACGUAAGGCAGAGGGCGAGAAAAUACGCAGAAAGUACCCGGAUAGAGUACCAGUAAUUGUGGAGAAAGCUCCCAAGGCAAGGCUUGGUGAUCUCGACAAGAAAAAAUACCUGGUUCCGUCGGAUCUAACUGUUGGUCAGUUUUACUUCUUGAUCCGAAAACGUAUCCAUCUAAGACCCGAAGAUGCAUUAUUUUUCUUUGUUAACAACGUAAUUCCUCCCACAUCUGCUACAAUGGGAUCGUUGUAUCAAGAACACCACGAUGAAGAUUUCUUCUUAUACAUUGCAUUUUCGGACGAAAAUGUCUAUGGAUAUUAA
Leptosia nina is the source of this 354-nucleotide messenger RNA. Lineage: Eukaryota; Metazoa; Arthropoda; Insecta; Lepidoptera; Pieridae. The record is from the annotation of a GenBank genome assembly.